Pundamilia nyererei is the source of this 984-nucleotide messenger RNA. RefSeq lists its product as uncharacterized. The record is from RefSeq and is a predicted model, not a curated record. The coding region runs from base 1 to 984 and encodes 327 amino acids. The transcript has 5 exons. Lineage: Eukaryota; Metazoa; Chordata; Actinopteri; Cichliformes; Cichlidae.
AUGGACAAUUAUAGCUCCAUGAAGCUGGAGUUUCUUGCGCUCAAGUGGGCCAUGGCCGAGAAGUUCCGGGAGCUGAUCCUUGCUGGAACCUGGGUGACGCCACUCCGCCCCAACUGGACCCUCCGACCGGCUUCUUCCACCUACCCUAUUCCUAAUCUACACAAGAAACGCUACAGGAAACGCGGCGCAAUCUUUGAAAAAUACAAUAUCACCUUCCACUGUUACGCCAAUGACAUACAGAUCUAUUUUGAACUUGCUGACGACCUUGCUGUGUCCCUGCACUACUUUCAAGAAUGCAUGCGGGAGGUCAAAGAAUGGUUCCUGACUUUUGCUGCCCUGGGUCCCUUUGCUAACUCUUCCUGUGACUAUGUCAGUAACUUGGGUGUACUGCUGGAUAGCUCGUUCAAACUCGAUAAGCAAGUGUAUGCUGUAGUGAGAUCUAGCUUCCACCAACUGCGUCUUAUCUCUAAGCCUAGGCAUUAUGUUCCACAUGAGGACCUGGAAAAGCUUAUUCACGCUUUUGAAACCUCCAGGUUGGAUUAUUGUAAUUCCUUGUACUACGGUCUUCCCUCUUCUCUUCUUCUUAGACUGCAAACAGUCCAAAAUGCUGCGGCUCGCCUCUUGACUGGUACCAGGAAAUUUUGCCCUAUUACUCUUGUUCUAGCUGGCUUGCACUGGCUGCCCAUAAAGUGCCACAUUCAAUUUAAAAUAUUACUCCUUACAUUCAAAACUAUUAAUAAAUUAGCGCUGAGUUAUCUUAGUGAACUUCUCAAGCCACACACUCCUGCUAGAACACUUAGAUCUGAAGUCUCGGGCUUACUUGUUGUUCCUAGAGUAUUUAAAAGUAGAAUGGGAGGCAGAGCCUUCAGUUUUCAGGCCCCUCUUCUGUGGAACCAGCUUCCAGUUUGGAUUCAGGAGACAGACACUAUCUCUACUUUUAAGAUUAGGCUUCAAACUUUUCUUUUUGCUAAAGCAUACAUUUAG